AUGACGCCCACGGCCCCAUCUAUUGGGGGCAUUGGACCCGCGAGACCUGUUGCAACCAUGGGACUUAUUGGAUCUGCUAGACCGGUUGGACCCAUUGGUCCGGUAGGACCGGUUGGACUGACUGGGGCUGUUGGCCACCUCGGAUCUAUUGGACAAAUUGGAUCUAUGGGACCUAUUGGAUCCAUCGGACAUAUUGGAUCUUUGGGGCAUAUUGGAUCUAUUGGACAAAUCAGACCCGUCGGAUCUGUAUCUUCCAUAGCGUCCAUGGGCCGCACUGGAUCUUCGUCAACUUCUGGCUUGGGUGUCACAGUUCCCUCGGGUUCUAACGGUCUUCACAGCCGAAGAACCACCAUUCUUCCACCAAUUUCUUCUCUUACGGGUGAAAUCAAGUUCGACACGAACGGAAGCACUAACAGAAUGCAACAAGAUUAUCCACCGAAAGAAUUCAGCCCCAAGACUUUCUAUCCGGAGGUUCCUGGGGGGCUUCAACAAUCUCAACGAACUGCCACACGCUUUCCAUCUACGUCAUAUUCUCCUAUCAAUUAUGCAUCCCCUUCACAAGGCUAUGUGAUACCUCAGAGUACCUUUCCCUUUCAAACAGGCCAGAUGGCAUAUCAUACUGGGUAUAUACAAGCUCCACAGCAACAGGACUCCUCGCAAGUCCCUCCACAAGGAGCUUCUGCCAUACUUUCACAACAAAGAGCAUCACCGUCACAACCACAAUUACCUAUGGGAUAUAACUGCGAACCGUAUGGCUACAAUUCUUCUACUCUAACUUCCGAACAUGACCACACAAAUGUUAUUCCGACCUAUCGCACCGCUUAUUCUUAUAGUACAGUUGCAAAAAGCAAUAAUGGGCAAAACAAUGCUGCUCCUCUGAGCUAUUCCGGCACUGCACGAUUUGCUCCGGACAGAAGACCGUCCUAUUUGGCUCAGUACCCGGCGUCUUCAUCUUCUGGAUCUAUUUAUCGAAUGGACUUGCCAGAUACUCGCAACAACAUCGACAAACAAGAUUCCCAGAUAGACAUGCGUCAUGUAGAACGUCAUUCGGCACCUUCGAAGCUUUCGAACGAAGCGUUCGGAGAGAUCAGCAUGCUAAACAGGGAUAUUCAAAGAGAAACACCGAAAAAUGUUUCUAAAGGAGCUUGGCGAACGCCGUCGCUUUCUACAGAACUGCACACUCCUCAGAGAGAGUUCUCUGCUAUUGCACAUUCGACGAGCAUACACGAGAAGUCAAAUCAUGAAAAUGGGGAUACAUCUGAUUCAGCUGACUCUUCGUUUUCCUCGUCGUCCUCUAUAUCCAAACAGAUAGGAAAAGGAGGCAAUAAUAAUGGCCAUAACAUUAGCAAGACACCAGAUUCCAAGCUAGUGGUAGUCAUGAAUACACAGUCGCGCAAACCUCGCAUCAGAUUAUCUCUGGAGCAGCAGAAACUCAACGAGCUGCUUGCCAGUCAAUAUUCUGAUCGUAACAAGAGGCUGGGAGUGCUAUCUAGCUUCAAGUUACGAAUUGAUGAAGGAGAAAAAGAAGAUGAAUUAAAUGGCAUGGAAGAGAUGCAAGAAAUAGAGCAAUUGCAGAACUUCAAGGAUUCAAGAGGGCUGCCGCAUAUUAAUUUACAUAAGGAACCACAGGAGUCCAAGCCCAAGUUGAUUGAAAAUAAGUUAGACCCUAAGAAUAUUAUUUCAGAAAUGGAAUUGUCACCAGAGAAGGUAGUGCAACCAGAUUUAGAGGAUGAUAUCACUUCAAAAGCCUCCGAAGAACAACCAGAGAAGAAAAUGGAAUUGCCAAAACGAUUGAACGAUAAUGAUGCUACAGAGGAUGAGGCAUCGGAGCAAGAGAAUGACAACACUUCAGAAUUACCUCCAAGUCCUCCUAAAACAAUAGGUUCAGUGGCUGCCACCGUUGAGAAGGAGAAGCAAUUACAGGCCACCCAGAACAUUGUCCAGAUUAUUCCGCGGACACCUGAGUUGACCUGUGAGCAAGCAAGCUUUAUGCAGAAGACUAAUACUAAUGUUGUCAAGUCGCUUUCGUUGAUCAAGAAUUCGCAAGAAUUGGUAGAACAACUCAAAAAGAGCUUUCCAACGUCCGCAACCUUACCCGCAAUACCAGCUAUACCCGAGGGCUUUAUUCCUAUGAUGAUGUCACCUCAAGGAUUACUUAUUCCCAUGCAGUAUGCUCCGGUGGUAACCGAAGACCACAUCAUCCCUACGGUGAAGCCUGUGUGGGAGGGUGAUAUGCUUGAGAUUCUCCCUAACUCUGAGAAUUCUGGAUCCGAUUCGAAAGUUGCAACAGUUUUUUCAGCAGAUGAACCAGUUCCCUCGUUGAAUAUGCCUAGGAAGCGAGUCAUGCCCCAAGCUCGUACCAAAAAGAGAGCGAAACUAAGCAAUACGGACAAGCUUGCAGCUAUAAGACUUUGUCUGAUUUCAGAGGAGUGCUAUGCGAGAUGCCAUGUUGGUGUAAAAAUGCAAGUGGAAAUAACACCAGUUGUUCUUAGUCACAAAGAGAUGGUGGAUUAUUAUACGUGGCUAGGCAGCGAUUCCAGUCAGCAGUUGAAAAACUAUGUUUCAAGGAAAUCCUAUUAUAUCACGAAAUUUAACUCGUUGAAUGAGGAGAUCGAGAAUGAAAAGAGAAACAAGAGUAUGGUUGGAUUGGAGAAGGAUUUAAUGGAGAUUAGGGAUUAUGAUAUAGUUCGAGAAGAACUUUUUUGUGAGUAUAGGAAUGACAAAGCGUUCUCUCAGUAUCUGGAUGAACUACUGGCGACCUACAGCUCGAUUUGCUUGGACUACACAACAAGACUUUUGAAAUUUAAGAAAUUUUUGCUGAGAAACAGGCAUGCAUUGACAGGAAACAAGGACCAGAUGUUUUAUGUAAAUUCUUCCAAGUCAGAGAAGUUGUGGAGGAAUUUUGUGAAGGAGGAGCGGAGAGUGAAAACCCAAUUGCGGGAGAAGUUUGAGAUUCGAGGCAGGGCAGAAACAGACGCCGAAGCCACCGAUGGUGCGUCCGGACUUGCAAAGGAUGUAUACAAUGCACAGGGAGCUAGAAGCCAGUACAUGACGUUGCCUAAUAUGUCAGGAUCAGGAUCAGGAUCAGGAGCAGGAAAACGCAACACUACGAAUACAUCGCUAUCAUCUCCAGAAUCAUCAUCAUCGGCAUCAGUGGCGGUGUCACGAAUAUCCAGAAGAAUGAGAGGCAGCGUGGCUAUCACCGAUAAGUUGCAGACAAAGUUCCCGAUUUCUGACGAACUUGCGCCGAUGUUAAGCGAUGUUGACUUUUUUGAUUUCACGGACUACAAAUCCAAACUCUACGAGCAGUAUAUUCUGCGAAGCGGGUAUUCAGAAGUAGCAGACCAAUCGGAUAUCGUCGAAUUGAUCGAGUUUUUCCGUGUCAAGUCACUUUUAUCAGAUCUGUGUGAACUCAUGAAGUAUGAUGGUAGGUCGAGCCGUCAUAACUCGCCGGAUGAUAACUCUGUCUCACCACACAAUGAUCCUUACGCUAAAUACUAUCCAAUCGACGAAGAAAACGGAGUUAGCUUGCCUAUGAAUCAUUCGUCAUCAUCGUCCAUAUUGCAAAAAAAUUUGAAGAAGAAUGGACUUAAUGUGAUCAGCUCCCUGGAUACGCGUGUGGCAGAUGGUGAUAGGGUGAAAUAUCUGACUCUGGAUGAAAAGGAAAUAAGAGCUAAGUUUACCAAGGCUUAUACAAAGCCGAUGGGUCUUAGCAAUGAAGAAAUAGUAGGGGAUUUGAGAGUCUUAGCUGCUGGUUCAAAGUACAAAGUGUAA
Brettanomyces nanus is the source of this 3774-nucleotide messenger RNA. RefSeq lists its product as uncharacterized. The record is from RefSeq and is a predicted model, not a curated record. The transcript has 2 exons. Bases 1 to 3774 code for a protein of 1257 amino acids. NCBI's taxonomy places the organism in Eukaryota, Fungi, Ascomycota, Pichiomycetes, Pichiales, Pichiaceae.